AUGGGGGAUCAUGUCCGUAGUAAAUUGCAGGACACACUGAGCGCUUUGAUACCGCCGUCACAGCGGUUGUUGAUUCUUCAGGACACGCGUGGAUCAAUAUAUGCUCUGGAUUGGUUGAACGGUGCCUUCUUGUGGGCUGUACCGUUACCGCGGGAGGAGUCGGAGGCGACGGGAUUCUCGUUUGAAGCAGGACUGACUUCAUUCCAAGAUGAUGUCUGCAGUUUGGAAAAUGAUCUGGAAGGUGGUCCUUGGGCCUGGAACGAGUUAUCAACAAGUUUGCCUGCGGCGAUCCAGGCCGAAUUACGACAACAGACGGCACGACUACUAGCAGGUCCAGAUGGCGGACUGGCCUUCCUCGAUUUCUCUGGUGAAUUUGUACCGGUUCCGGAUCUCUCGAUAACACACGUGUUGCAACAAACACCCUUUGCCACACCCCUGUUCCCCAAACAUUAUCUACUCGGUCGGCAAACCCAAAAGGUGAUCACAUUGAACCUCCUCAACGGCAAGCCCAUGACCGGUAGCAGCACCGGUGGUUCGAAAUCCGCAUACGGCAGGGGUAUGAGCAGCGGUAGGAGUGCGAGCAGCGGUUCGAAGAGCAACGGUCCCUUCGAUAAAAUCGGCGAAGACAUAGCCUUGGAGAUUGCGACAUCGACCAUUACCAUUUCCGCCCUGCCAAUUGAGAAUCAGAAACAGGCCGACUGGUCAUUCAGCUGGACCACAAUUGGAUCGGUAGGCGAAAGCCCGAUGCGACCGAGCGAGGCAGAGUGUCUGUUGAAUGCCUCUGAAACUGCCGCAGGUGUCUCACUCUCGGCCGGUGUCUGUCUACCCUCCCGCGGCUGGGAACUAGACACUGCUUACGACGUGUUUGGCGUCAGCUGCGCUGAAGUACUCAUUGAAGGUGCACUAGGUCGGGCCAUCUUCGCAGAAGGCAACCAAGUCACAUUGGACCUCUGCUCCGUGGCACGAGCACUCGCACCUUCCUCCAACACCGUUGAUGGCUCCUGUGGCCGCCCGGAUGCGCGGUAUCUUAAGCUCACCUUCCCUCACGCAAUCCUCAACGUCUACCCGCCGAAAACGCUGCACAAAAUGACCAAGUCACUCACCUUAGGAGACGGCCUGCUCGAAAUAGAGCCAGGGACCUUCCCCAUCAACAGCGCACUCUACAAUGCCGUACUCACACACCUACAAGGCUGCGCUGUCAAAAGACUACACGACUACAACCGGUACGCCGAUGAUCAGCGCACAAGACUUGCCGACGAGACAGACGUCGCUGAUCUGGAGCCAGAGACUGGUAUGGAAACUGGCUUGCAGGCUGCUCUGGAGCCAGGGACUGGUCUGGAACCCAGUCUUGUGGGUGACUGUGUUGUCCAACAGGUUGAUGGCGCUGUCCAGUUGGUUCACGGUCAGGACCCCCCAACAGAAACGCGGGAUGCUCUGGUGGUUGUCAAUGAUGCAUCCAUCCCCGUCUUCGACGCACACGGCUGGUUGCUUGGACAGGUCGCCGCUUGCGACCUUGACCGCGGCGACUGCGACGGACCGCUUCCCGAACUCUAUAUACGCCCUCCAGUGGGGCCGGACUCCGCGUCCUCCAUAGAUUCGCUCACAGACGAGUUGACAACAACCAGCUUGCUAAGCGGCAUUGGGCCAGACGGGUACUCGCAGCAAUACAAGCAGAAGACGGUGAAGAUGCUUCUGACCGCCAAGGCUGCGGACGAGCCGCAGCCCACUGCGACCUGGGUUACGGGCAUUCCGCCGCUAUCCGUCCCGCCGCUGUCCGUCCCGCCGCUUUCCGCGCCGCCGCUCGUAGCAGAACCGCUGCCCUUCCCCGAAUAUCGGGUGCCCGAAGCGCUACCCGCCGCCUUGGGAGACCGCCCGCCUACCCCUUACGUUAGCUUCAACUCCGGACUCUACGUUGCUGUACUCUCCCCUUCAAUCACUAAUUGGAUCGUCACCGGCUUCCUCGUGGCCGCCAUCUGCGGCAUCAUUGGCUGGUGGAUGGGUCGUUCCAGUCGAGGACGACUGCGCGGAACUGCCGAAGACGGCUCACACGCGUGUGCACACACUUUUGCAGACGGGCUAGCCAAAUUAAUCAGUCCGUCUGGCAGCCAAAACGGCGGCCGGUCCCAGAGCAGCGGCCCCACGCAGCUCCAGAGCGGCGAGAUUCCGAGUGGCGAGUUCCGAAGCGGCGAACUUCCGAGCGGUGAACGUGUCGGAGGCGAGGAGUCCUCGUUGUCGUCUUCGACAGUGCAGCGGCCCGAAGAGGGCGGCCCGAAGACGCUCGCGAAUUGCGGAGUCGCUUGUGAGGAAGAGCCUGCGGCGGAAGGUCUGGUGGCGAGUUCGCCGGAAUGCGCCGCUUUAAAGCGACCAGGGGAAGCGGUUGGGGACCCGGCGGGGGGUCCACCACUGCCGGCGGUGCCACCGCGGGAGGCUAUGGGAACGGGAUCGCCGGCGAGCAGGGGAUGCUCUCUGUGA
Messenger RNA from Gregarina niphandrodes, 2472 nucleotides. RefSeq lists its product as hypothetical. The transcript has a single exon. Bases 1 to 2472 code for a protein of 823 amino acids. The record is from RefSeq and is a predicted model, not a curated record. NCBI's taxonomy places the organism in Eukaryota, Apicomplexa, Conoidasida, Eugregarinorida, Gregarinidae.